This is a messenger RNA of Sinocyclocheilus rhinocerous, 543 nucleotides long. Its product is annotated as proteasome subunit beta type-2-like. Lineage: Eukaryota; Metazoa; Chordata; Actinopteri; Cypriniformes; Cyprinidae. Gene Ontology annotation, cellular component: proteasome core complex; nucleus; cytoplasm. The transcript has 6 exons. Gene Ontology annotation, biological process: proteasomal protein catabolic process. The coding region runs from base 1 to 543 and encodes 180 amino acids. The record is from RefSeq and is a predicted model, not a curated record.
AUGGAAUACUUGAUCGGGAUUCAGGGGCCAGACUUUGUGCUGGUUGCGGCAGAUAAUGUAGCAGCAAGCAGUAUAAUCCAGAUGAAACACGAUUAUGACAAGAUGUUUAAGCUCAGCGAAAAGAUCCUGCUCCUGUGUGUGGGUGAAGCCGGUGACACAGUACAGUUUGCAGAAUACAUUCAGAAAAAUGUCCAGCUUUACAAAAUGAGAAAUGGAUAUGAGCUUAGCCCAGCAGCUGCUGCAAACUUCACAAGGAAAAACUUAGCAGACUAUCUGCGGAGUCGGACUCCAUACCAUGUGAACCUGCUCUUGGCAGGAUAUGAUGAGACCGAUGGUCCAGGACUAUACUACAUGGACUACCUGUCAGCACUUGCCAAAGCCCCCUUCGCCGCACACGGAUACGGUGCCUUCCUCACCCUCUCCAUCCUGGACCGAUAUUACAGACCAGAUCUGACUCGUGAGGAGGCUGUGGAUCUGCUCAAGAAGUGUUUAGAGGAGCUCAACAAACGUUUCAUCAGGAAGCGGUGGAAGAGAAGAACCUAG